Acaulospora morrowiae is the source of this 1212-nucleotide messenger RNA. Lineage: Eukaryota; Fungi; Glomeromycota; Glomeromycetes; Diversisporales; Acaulosporaceae. The record is from the annotation of a GenBank genome assembly.
AUGGCAUGGUGGACCGAAGCGAGGUUCGGGCGCUUUUUUCGUCUUCUUUAUGCUUGGGUACAUGAAGAGAGGACCGGUGCACCUAACUCUUCGAUAUGUCGAUACCUGAGGGAACAUUCAAAAUCAACCGAUGGGAGAACCACCCGAGAAGCCUGGUGCGUAAACCCCGUGGACCACAACCGUCGAGUUAAAUAUCACGUGAGCAUGAACACAGUGACAAGCGGGCGAGCGCGUGAUGAAUGCAAGAUGUCAGAAUUCGAUGCUCUUUACCUGAGCGGUGGUUCAUCGACGAAAAAGAUUCGAUUAAAGAAUACGUCACCCGACUAUCAUCAUCCCGAGCAGAGAGUACAGACGACUGGAAAUGUCGACCACACCGACAUCCCGGGAUAUUUUGUUAUCUUGGAAAAUGUAUUUGGACUUAUAGGAACCGUAUUCUGGUCGUUUCAACUGGUGCCUCAAGUGUACAAGAAUUGGCGCAGUAAAUCGACCAGGGGUCUAUCGGCAGUCAUGAUGUUGUUAUGGACAUUUUCAGGAAUAUCCUAUGGAAUCUACGCUAUAAUCAUUGAACUUUCCAUCCCUCUGAUGAUUCAACCACAGCUCUUUGGCGCAAUAUGUUUAAUUUGUUUCACACAAUGUCUGUACUAUGAACAUCCAAAAUUUGUUGGAAGAAAAGCGAAAAGUGGGUUUAUGUUCCUUACCAUCGUACUAAUUUCGGCUGUCGUUCAAACGACUGUUAUCUAUGGGAUUAAAGCGGCAAGUGAUCGAGAUAUAAGAUGGCCAGAAACACUCUGUGGAAUUAUCCCGGUAGUAUUUAUAAUCACCGGGUUUAUACCACAAUACUACGAAAUUUAUCGCAAAGGAUUAGUAUGUGGAAUUUCACUAUUGUUCAUGACAAUCGACAUACUUGGCGCGAUUUUUUCCACGAUCAGUUUGGCCUUCAGGCCGCCUCCGUUUGACACGCUGGCUUCAGUAUGUUAUAUAUCCGUAUUCAUACUUGAUUCUAUCAUCGUGUUAUUAUACUAUCUGUUAAAGUGGUUACAUGAGAAAAGGACUCUUGACACUAAAGGUGAAGAAACACGGGAAUACGAAAAAGAAGGUGUUGUAAUAGAUUUGGUGAACGAGGAUGAUUGGACAGUAAAGAGAGGAGAGAAUGGAAAUGGAAGCAAUGUCUUUGACGGAGAAAAUGAUAAAAUUGAAGAAAAAUUCGGGUAG